AUGGGUGGCGAUUUGCUUAUCAUCAGGGCACCAGAAAUGAACGCCCGGAACACUCUCUUCAUACAUUUACUAUGUUGGAACGCGGAAUAUGGUCGUGAUUUAGUCGACACCAUGCUCAAGUCGGUGUUCAUGCACGAUGCCUACGUUACAUACAUUGCUCUCAUCAAAUCUGUAAUAAGUUGUCCUGGUUCGGAAGAAGACAACGAUGACUUAGUACCAAUCCUCGAGCAGCACUCUGAUAAAUUAAGGUCGCUGUACGGAGAUUUUUAUAUCAGUGAACUGAUAUCCAGGCACCCGGAGUCUGAGAGGGUCAUAAUCGUCUGCGAGCACAGUGAAUUAGCAGUGGGAAUGAUGUGUCUCAAUACGCAAAUUAAUUAUGAAUCCUUGGAGGAGAACUUUGUGUUAACGCCGUUUGGAGGACUCAGGAAAUUGGUGAUAGGCCAAAAAUAUACGGCACCUAAAGUGAUUGAGUCCACUUGCAGCCUUUUACACGAGCCGCAUUACACUGAUUCUUCAAUAAAAUUAAAAGAUCCCAAAGAUAAGUCAAGGUCAAAUCCUGAAUUGACUGAAGAGUUGCCGCUCCAUCAGCUACAUAUACUGGACCUUUUUGAUGAUGAGGAUGAAGAGGAAUUUGAAUUCGAUAUAGUGAACAUUGACACCGAUUUAUUGAGGGUUCCCGAGUUUAUACGAUAUGACGCUUUCGGAGGACCUGCUGAAAAUAUUAUGAAUCUCAUUGAUGGACCGCCAGAAUUUAAUAAGGAGAAGAAGCCAGAAGGUUCAAAAAGGACCAUGUCUUCGAAUAGUACGUCAAGUUUCAAAGUGGAACCCACACGGUUUCAAGGUGAACCAAAUGCGUUCUUACUCGAAUUGUUCGCUAUGCAUCCUGCCUAUGAUCAGAGAUACGGUUUUGAUAUGCUAGAAGCAGCUUUUGAGCUGUUUCCUAACAGAGAUUAUUGUGUCAUGUGCAUUCCCACAAAUACGGCGUCUUUCCCUCUACUAGAACACUUUACGUUAGUUACGCCCUACGGCGUUAGAAUGAAGUAUAUUAAUGACUCCUUAUAUGUGGCUCACGUCAAUUCAGUUCGAGGAAAAUUGUCCGUCCGUCCCUUUGAGGCAAGCGAUUUAAAACCUCUAAAGGGCAUAUUAGAGUAUGCACCGCGUAAGGAUAAUUUAAUUGAUCUAUUUAAAUCCUCACUCGCGUCUCAUGUUAUGCAAGGGUUUACUUUACUUAGUGAGAACCAACCAAUGGGCGCUGUUGUUGUUGGGGCUUGUCCAUUCGCGUUAUGGGUUUUGGAGCUUCCAUUGACAAGUUUACCCAAAGUAUACGUGAGCAAUCGCAUCGUGGUUGUUGGUGCCAGUCGUACUGGAUUGGCUUUUCUAGAGACUUUACUGAUGGGGCCAACAUCCCAAUACUUGACGUUCAGUAACGUGACUCUGAUAUCGGAACAUGGUCUGCCGACAGUAGUAGAUUGUCUAAAGGCCGCUGAUAUAUGUGUCCCAAGAGAUGGCCGGUACAGUGACCGGUAUCUCAAGAGCGUGCCAUUCUACUACUAUUUAGACGUCAUGUGUGCCGUUAUGGUCAAGAUCGACAGAAAAAGAAAAUGCAUACACUUAAAAGAUUGCGGUACGAAGUACUACGAUGAACUGGUGCUGACGUGCGGUCAACAGUUCCAACAUCCAGAUUAUUUGAAAGAGUCAUUGGGAUUAGUUAAAGAAGUUGCUAAAGGCAAACCCUGCGAUAGAAUGUUGUUGGACAAUCCCAAUUAUAGACCCGAGACCGUACCCAUGCCUCCUAAGAUGCCCGAGAAUGUGUUUUUGAUCAACUCAUUGUUUGAAGCCAAUAUCUGUUUGAGGAAACUCAUGCGCAUGAUCAGUGAUCCCAAAAAAUACGGCGAACCUCUUAGCAAGACUAAUCAAGUGGUUGUUUACGGUGACUGCAUAGAAGCGUACUCCUGUCUCGCUGCACUCUUGGAGCUGGGGUUACAACCAGAACUAAUUGUCUUCGUGGAACCGUUCCCUUCGAAUGAGGAACCUGCUCCUAUCAGAGUCAACUGUUUUAAUGACGAGACGAUCGAUGCAAGAGUUCAAAGCACGGUGGAAAAUCUUGGUAUCAGUGUUUUACGAAAGUGUCACUUAGCAGCUUGGCAUCAGAUUGGCAACCGCGUCGAGUCUCUGGAGCUGAUGGCGCCGUUGAUAUCUAUAUCGUUGAGAUGUUUUGCCCUUUUCUACUACGGGCUACGAGCUAUUAAUUUACACGCGUUUAAAGGCAAGUCCUCUAUAAACGAAAGCGGUUUGGUCUAUGAUGGUGGAUUAGUUGUGAGUCCCACGUUUGAGACUAAUGAUCCUAGUAUAUAUGGAGCUGGGACCUGCGUGAGGUAUUCUCGGCGGCUGUACGCAGGUCAGAGCAUGCAUAAGAACCAUUAUUCUGAAGAUGUUGGUGAAGCGUUGGCGAGACUCUUUUUACUAAAGUUGGACCCAUUCAUGGUCGGAGAUCCAGAAAAGAGGGAGACACCGGCUGAUUUAUUACCAAGAUACAGCUCGUGUGGCUUAGGAUGGCAGCCAGUAAUGAAGUUUGAAUCUCCUAUCGUCCAUUAUGCGAUCUUCCCUGGUCCGUUAUACUACUUAAAGUUACGAAGUCCCGGUAAAGAGGUGCCAAUGGCUAUCCAACAGUGCUUACCUCGGCAGGGUCACACUCUAACGACGGAUAAGUGUGGCAAUUAUUUCCGUCUGCAUCUAAAUGUGCUGCAUGUGGUGGACGCUGUCACCUGCCUCUCACACAAGCCUUUUUGUCCGGAGAUACUGCAGCAGUUAUAUGGAAAACAUGAAGCCUUCUUCAAUAAACUCUUUAUUCGAUUCCAGAAGAAAGAAAUUAGCGAUUUCUACGAAUUCUUCACUCAACCUUGGAUGUCGGCGUUGUACCAGGAAUCGUUCAGAGACCUCGUUGAUAAUAUUAAUGAACAAGAUAUUGGAACGUUGGCGCUGCAGUAUAACUUCACCUCAUGA
Molecule: messenger RNA, 3003 nt
Organism: Spodoptera exigua (beet armyworm)
Lineage: Eukaryota; Metazoa; Arthropoda; Insecta; Lepidoptera; Noctuidae
Source: the annotation of a GenBank genome assembly